Molecule: messenger RNA, 1239 nt
Organism: Aureococcus anophagefferens
Lineage: Eukaryota; Pelagophyceae; Pelagomonadales; Pelagomonadaceae
Exons: 4
Coding region: 1-1185 (394 amino acids)
Biological process (GO): MAPK cascade; protein phosphorylation
Molecular function (GO): ATP binding; MAP kinase kinase activity
Source: RefSeq, a predicted model, not a curated record
AUGGCGGCGGCGAGGCAGCCCACGACGACAGAAACGCCGCCGUCGCGUGCGCCAAUGCGGGGCAGCCCCGGAGUUGCAGUGGGGCGCGGAAGGUUGAUUCGAGACGCGGUGCUCACCGGCAGAGCUAUCUUAAUGAAGAAUCGACGGAACCUCGAUCUAGUUAUUGAUGUCGACGCCGCAUGCAGCAACACAAAUCUUGAAAAGUCUUUCGAGGCCGAGGGCAAGGUGUUUCGUAGAGAUGGAAUGCGAAUUGAUGCUGAUGGGGUGUCGAUGCGAUGCGAGGCGCCGCUGAAUCCCUCCCGUGGAAUAUUGACAACAGGUUCACGCGAAAAAAUGAUAUACGAGGAUCUACAGAUAGGAGAGCUGAUCGGGCAAGGGUCGUCUUCGAUUGUGCUAAAAGCCUCGUACAUAUGCGCACGGCGGGGCUUACUCAUGAUAGCCCUGAAGGUUAUUAACAUGUUCGAACGCUCAAAACGAGAUCAACUAAUACGCGAGAUUCAGUCGUUGUAUAAUUGCGAAUGUCCUGCAAUAAUUGGAUUCCACGGCGCCUUCUACCGCGAAGGGGCCAUUUCAAUCGCGCUUGAAUUUAUGAACGGCGGCAGCUUGGCAAAUGCUGGUGCGCUUCCAGAGGAAGCCUUGGCUCACGUUUCGUUUCAGAUACUUUAUGGUCUAGCCUAUCUUAAGCGCCAGAAACGGGUCCAUCGUGAUAUCAAACCAUCAAAUCUGCUAAUUAAUUCUGCUGGCGAAGUAAAGGUCACAGACUUUGGCGUCUCUGCUGAGUUAGGAAACUCGAUCGCGAUGUGUGGGACAUUUGUUGGCACUUUUAAGUACAUGUCUCCAGAACGAAUUUGUUCAGCACCAUAUUCAUUUGCAUCUGACAUCUGGUCUACGGGUUUGGUUCUUCUUGAGUGUAUCACAGGUGUUUACCCAUAUCCUGAAGAGCACACUUGCAUUGGUAUGGCGCAAACCAUUCUCGAGGCAGAUGUACCGGUGCCUCCAACAGGCGCUUCCAGGGAGUUCGUAGAGUUCAUUGCACACUGCCUUAACAAAGACCCCCGCAGUCGACUCCCUGCAGAGAUAUUGCUGACCGCACCUUGGCUGCAGAAGCAUGGCGCCGUAUCAAUAGCGUCGUCGGUCGCUGCCUUGCAGUGCUGGAUCUCAGCUACCUGCCGGCAGCUUAAUUAGCGACCCUGGGGUAGAGUGGCCGGGGCAUACGCGGGUAGAGCGCGAUAAGCCAGC